Ichthyophthirius multifiliis is the source of this 3419-nucleotide messenger RNA. RefSeq names its product transformation transcription domain-associated protein. Gene Ontology annotation, molecular function: transcription coregulator activity. The record is from RefSeq and is a predicted model, not a curated record. Gene Ontology annotation, cellular component: nucleus; SAGA complex; NuA4 histone acetyltransferase complex. Gene Ontology annotation, biological process: regulation of DNA-templated transcription; DNA repair. Lineage: Eukaryota; Ciliophora; Oligohymenophorea; Hymenostomatida. The transcript has 3 exons. The annotation marks the transcript as partial.
AUGUAAUUAUUUGAAAACACACUCCUUAAAUAAAAUCCAUUCCCGAAUUAUAAUACCUAAUCAAAAUAUGUUUAUUUAGCAGAAGCAUUAUGUGAGCUUCUUUUGGAAGAAUUAGACUCUAAUAUUGGAUAUAUAAUGCACCCUGAAAAAGUUUAUUUAAUGUACAAAUCAAACUUGAAAUGGGGAUAAGGUUAAAUUUAUUUAGAAAGAAUGCAUUUUCAAAGGGAUAAAUACAUCCUGAAUUAAAAACAUUAUAACCUCAAAAAUUUCGAAACUUCAGGCGCUUUAGAUUGUAUAUCAACUAUUUUCGAAGAAAUGAAUGAAACAGACUAUUCUAAUGGUUUAAAGUCUUAUUUAGCCUCUAGUUUUGAACUCAGAAGGGCUAUAGCGAUUUUAUAAUAAAGAGAAUGGGUUGAAGCUUAGAUUUUUAUGAAGGAAAAUGCUGAAGUUAUCCUCACUGACACUUCUCAUAAGUUAAAUAAAGAAAAUCUAGUCUAUUUUGAUUUAGUUGGGGAUUAUUCUUAAGUUAUUGAUUUGGCUAUAUUUAAAAGCUUAUUUAUUGAAUGUUAAAAAAAUCUUAAUAAAUGGGACGAAUUAUCUGAAUAUGCUGAAAAAACAAACAAUUUAUAAUUUAAUUUUGAAUGUUUAUUUAAUACAUUUAAUAUGGUUGGUUUAAAAAAAUAAUUACAAACAAUCGGCUAGAACUAAAUAAAUUACGAAAACGCCUUAAAAUAUCAUUCUCAUGCUCUUGUAGAAUUCCAAAGAACAACUACUGAUGAUACUCCAAACCAGAAAUGUGAAAUAAUAAAUUCUAUAUCAAUAGCAUUCUUCCAUAUAUUAAAAGAAUGGACAAAACUACCAAAAAAUGUCUAAAAUGCACACACGAAGCAUUUAGUUUAACUAUAAGCCCUUGUAGAAUUAGAGGAAGGGCAAAGAGUAAGAGACAAUCGUGAACAAUAAAAUAAUUUAGGUCUAAUAAUCGAAAACUAAGCUAAAAAUGCAUAAUCUACAAUUAAUUAAUGGAGGGAAAGAAUGCCUCAUAAAUUCGAAAAUUUAACCACUUGGAAAUGCAUUACGGACCAAAGAAACGUAAUAUUAACUUCAAUUUUUAGCAGAUUGAAAACUCGAACGGAAUAAUUCCUUAAAUAAUUGUAAAAAAAUAAUGCUAGAAGAACUAAUUAAAAUCCAGAAGGUUAAACUAGUAUUAAUUCGACAAAUACUAUAGAAAAUUAUAUAGAAUAACUACUUUAAUAUCCGGAUAAAAUCGAAAAAAUACUAGCACCUUAUACUGAUACAAAAUGGAAUACAUUAGUAUUUAUUAAAACUUAGUAAAUAUUUGGAUAUAAUACAAUCGAGAAAAUGCCUAAUAUGGAUGAAAGAUUACAUCCCGAGGAAAUUUAUCUAAGAGCGAAAUUAAUUGCUUCUACUUUUAAAUAUAGUGAAUCAAUUAACAAUAUAAAGUCUUCUAUAGAAUUAAUUGAAAAAUAAGCAUCGUCAAAUUAAUAAGAAGAUUUUAAAAUACACAAAGCUGAUUUAUAUAGAAAAAGAGCUCUUUUAUAAUGGCAAAAUAAUAAAUAUGUAGAAUCAACCGAAGAUAUGUAACAUUCUUUGUAAAUUUGUGAAAAUUAUUACAAAACAUGGAAAAGUUGGUUAGACAUAUGUUUUUAUAAUUAUUUAAAAAGACAAAACUAAGAAUAUUGGAUUCGUAAUGUUUUCUAAUUAAUUCCAAAUGCUUUAAAAUACAAACCUUAUAAAAAUUAAAUGCUUUUUACAUAUAUAUUAUUUAUUUUAACAUUAGAUAAAUAACCUUUUAUUGAUAAUAUAAAGCUCAUUCUUUAAGAAAUUCCAAAACCUUAAAUUUUAUUAUGGAUACCAUCAAUUCUUUCUUAAUUAUAUAAUAAUAACAAAACUGAAGAUUAAGAAUUAAAUUAAAUAUUCUAUAAAAUUUUGGAAGAAAUAAGUCUUAAAUAUCCCCAAUGUAUAUUUUAUUACUUAAGGGCAUUUAUAGACAAUAAAAGCGAAAAUAACAAUAAUAACCUUAAUAAUUAAGAAGGUAUUUAUUACGUUUAAAAAUUAUACUUAAACCUUAAAAACAGCUCCCAUAAUUCAGAUUUAAUUAAAAAAAUGGAAAUAUUCUCAAAAGUAACAACUUAACUAUUUUUAUAAAAUUUCGAAUUUGAAAAUGCACUUCGAGAGCUUAAUAUUAUCUUGGAAGAUUUCCAAUCUCCAAAAGACGAAAACUAAAUAUGGCAAUUGAUAAAUAAAGUUUCUAGUUUCCUUAAAUAAUAUUCAUAAUUAUAUGAUAAUAAUAUUAAUAAGUUUACCUUUUUAACUUAAAAAAGUUCUCUAUAUAGUCUUUUAUCGUAAAUUCGUACAUAAAUAUAUGCCCCUUUACUUAAAUAAUAUUAAGAAACAUACUAAAUAAAUCCCAAUCUAUAAAAAACCGGACAAUCCUUUACUACGGAAUAACUUUUAUUAUUAUCUCUUAAUGUAUAAGAAAUUGAAUUACCUGGAUAAUACAUAAUAUAACCAAACCAAAUAAUAUUUAGAGAUUAUUAACCAUUAAAUCAUGUAACAAUUUCUUCUAUAAAUAAAGGAAUUCGUGUCCAAUUUAAAAGCAGGGGAAUUUCAAGAUAAUUAAUAUUGAAUUGCUCGAAUAAUAAAUAAUACAUAUACGAAAUAUAGCAUGGUGGAGUUCAUUCUAAAAAGAAAGGAGGUGAUAACUUUUAAAAUAAUUAACUCAGAAUCUAAUCUAUAGAACAAGUUCAAAGUAUAAUGAAUAUAAUUUUUAAUUUAAAUAAGGAAACUUUUAUUAGACAUUUAUAAAUUAAAGCGCCUAAAAAAUUUUGUUUGGCCGUUUUUUCUGACAAAAACUACUUUUCUUAAUAUUUAGGGCAUUUAUAAAUUAUGCUAGUGCCUGUUCUUUCUAAAACAGUAAUUUCAAUGUAAGAUAUUUGUGAUGAAAAAACACCCUCGUUAAAUUUCUAAUAAUAUUAAGACACAUUUAAUACUCAUUUAGAAUUAUUGGAUAUAAAUAAUGAUAAAAAUGUAAACUAAAAAAUGAAAUAACUAAUUCCGGAUACAGUCCUAAGUGAUUAUUUACUAUAAAAAACAGGAGAUUUUAUGGACUAUAUUUGUUUAAGAAAAGAAAUAACAUAUAAUUUAAGUACAGCCAUGUUUUAUAAUUAUUUCCUAGGAAAAUCAUUAUCUUUAAGCAAUAUAUUUAUAUGUCAGUAGUCUGGAAAAGCCUAUAUUAAUUACGAAAAUAUAGAAAUAAAUGAAUAAUCUUAAAUUGUUAUCAAAAAUCAUCAUUCAAUAAGAUUAUCUAGAUGCAUUUCUUAAUUUAUAGGUGAUUUAGGUAUUUAAGGUAUAUUAGCUCCUGCUUUUAUUUCUAUGGCGAAAGCACUUACAAGAUAAAU